UAAGACCUGUGCGCACGCGCAGCUCAGGGUGUGUAGCUGUGGGUGGGGCUGUGUGUGUGUGUGUGAGUGUCUGAUGGCCGCUCCGGCUCCAGAGGUGCACAAGCACCACCAGCAGAAGAGCGUGUGCUUCACGAGGCCCAAGUACAGAGAGGGCCGCAGACUGAGGGCUGUGAAAGUAUAUACAAUAAAUUUGGAAUCGAGGCACCUGUUAAUACAAGGAGUACCAGCUAUAGGUGUCAUGAAGGAGUUGGUUGAACUUUUUGCUUUGUAUGGAACCAUUGAAGAGUACUCUGUACUGGAUGAAUACCCGGCAGAGGAAUUUACUGAAGUUUACAAAAUCAAAUACCAGCGAUUGCAGAGUGCGAGAAUAGCGAAACGCAAACUGGAUGAAAGAAGUUUCUUUGGUAGUUUGCUUCAUGUGUGUUAUGCACCAGAAUUUGAAACCGUUGAGGACACCAGAGCAAAAUUAAAGGACAGGAGAAGGUACAUAGCAAGAGCAACAAAGCAAGAUGUAGACCUGCACAAGAUAGAAAAGAAACCCGACAAUUCAGUUCCAUUACAGAAUCCUCACAUGGAAGUACUUUCCAAAAAGCCUGAACUCUUUGGGGGUUCAGAACCAAACCAGGAAGAAUGGAACACUGGGUAUUCCAUGUAUGACUAUCCUAUGUUACCACCUCCUCCACAGCCUGACUACCAACUUCCCAAAGGCAGACAAAUGAACUGUUUGGGCUAUCCUCCGGUGCCUAUGUCACAUGCCACCUCACCAAAAGACUUCAAUAUUUCUCCUGAAAAUUCUGCAGGUUUUAGAUCUGAAUUACCUUGGUUUCCUAACAGAAAACUGCAUAAACCUGAGGAGUUUCGUAGAGCAGAAGGAGAAAGUUGUUCUUUUAAUGUCAUUGAGUGCACAUCAUCUUUAAAGAGGAAUGUUUCUAGAUUUGUUCCAAGGACUGCUCAGCUGCAGAAUCGGAAAAGAAUGAAAGAACAAAUGACCAUGAAUGCUUUUGGUGAUUUGGAUAGCGAUAGGACUGCAGUUUUAAUAGGACCAAAACUUCCACAAGUUCAAAAGGUCGACCUGGGUGAUAAUUCUCUGAAUGUCUCAGCUAAUAUGAUUCGAAAUAAAUUAACAGAGGUCUUGUCCGUCCCUACAACAGCAACUGAAAAAAAUGAAGCACCUCAAACAAAAGCUCCAAAACAACGCAGGAGAAUUUAAAGAUGGGGACUGUAAUGGUAUCAACUCUAGAUAGUCGAAUUGGGGGAUUGUCCACUGCAUUGUCGGAAGUGCAGUCCUUCAGAGAAGAUCUUAAAGUUCAUGGCUGUUUUGUGGAGCCUUGUUGUAUACAGAAUGACUGUCACAUUCACUUACAAAUACACAGCCAUCUCACUUUACUGGAAAAAACCUUAAGUGCUUUGAGACAUUUUGCCAUGGUGAGACGCUGUAUCAGAUGCAAGGAUUCUUACCACUUAUGUUCACAAGAUAGGAUUUGAAGCACUCUAUGAAGAGCAGGCUUCUGAAAGGUUAAGUUGCAUUUAAUUACCUACAGACCAUGUUAAUACAGUAAAAGGAACAUAUUUUCCAUUUUGUUAAAUUAUUAAAGUUGUCUUAUUUUUUCACUAGAUAAAUGAAUAUCUGAACAAAUAAAUAUCUGAACCAAA
Callorhinchus milii (elephant shark) is the source of this 1653-nucleotide messenger RNA. It is a transcript of the gene rbm48, whose product is annotated as RNA binding motif protein 48. The transcript is spliced from 5 exons. NCBI's taxonomy places the organism in Eukaryota, Metazoa, Chordata, Chondrichthyes, Chimaeriformes, Callorhinchidae. Bases 74 to 1210 code for a protein of 378 amino acids. Gene Ontology annotation, molecular function: nucleic acid binding. The record is from RefSeq and is a predicted model, not a curated record. Gene Ontology annotation, cellular component: nucleoplasm.